AUGGGGCAGAGAUUGGCUCCCACCUUAGCUAUUUCAUUUAUGGCCAUAAUUGAAGCACCUGUUCUGGAACUACAUCCGUUGUUCUACUCUCGGUACAUUGACGAUUGUUUUGUCAUCUGCGCCACCCAAGCGGAGAUGGACAAAUGUUUUGACUUGUUGGACCGACAGUCCGAACACAUAAAACUUGCUAGGGAGAAACCACAGAGCAACUGGCUUCCUUUUUUGAACAUCCAGGUUGGCAUCUCAAACGGUAUGUACCAAACGAAAUAG
Molecule: messenger RNA, 270 nt
Organism: Necator americanus (New World hookworm)
Lineage: Eukaryota; Metazoa; Nematoda; Chromadorea; Rhabditida; Ancylostomatidae
Exons: 1
Coding region: 1-270 (89 amino acids)
Source: RefSeq, a predicted model, not a curated record